This is a messenger RNA of Colletes gigas, 2296 nucleotides long. Its product is annotated as sodium/potassium-transporting ATPase subunit beta-2-like. The transcript has 6 exons. Gene Ontology annotation, molecular function: ATPase activator activity. The record is from RefSeq and is a predicted model, not a curated record. NCBI's taxonomy places the organism in Eukaryota, Metazoa, Arthropoda, Insecta, Hymenoptera, Colletidae. Bases 268 to 1239 code for a protein of 323 amino acids. Gene Ontology annotation, biological process: intracellular sodium ion homeostasis; potassium ion import across plasma membrane; sodium ion export across plasma membrane. Gene Ontology annotation, cellular component: sodium:potassium-exchanging ATPase complex.
GGCAGCCUGAACGAACGAAGCGUGCUUAGUCAACCUGGUGGCGCUGAACAACCAUCUGUCGGAGCGGAGAAGCUGCCAGCCGACCUCGAGGAACUCACGGUUUCGGUGCGGCGAACCUGCGGUGCCGUUGCUCGCGUUGUAUUGUGUAUCGUGUUCGUCGUGGUUUAAUUUUCGUGCGUUGGGCCACGUUCCGACACCUUCGACCGAAUACGUGAACCAGUGCGUAGACUAAUUAAAUACGAGAACCGUUGAACCCGACGGGGCACGAUGGUCAGCAAGGAUCCGAAGAUUAUCGCCCAGGAGGCAAACCCUUACCUGAAACCGCCUAGCAUGUCGACCAGCCAGUCUCUCAAGACUUUUAUUUACAAUCGUGAAACCGGCGCCUUUAUGGGCAGAACGGCCAGUAGCUGGGGUAAAAUCGGACUGUUUUAUUUGAUAUUCUACGGCGUACUGGCUGCAUUGGUUGCAAUUUGCUUCUGGGGCUUCUUCCAAACGUUGGAUCCAAGGAUACCGAGGUGGCAGUUGGAACGUUCGAUAAUUGGAACAAGUCCUGGUUUAGGAUUCAGGCCUAGACCACCAUUGGAAAAUGUGGAAAGCACAUUGAUUUGGUAUAGGGGAACAGACAGCGAGAACUUCAAAUACUGGAUUGAUUCCUUACAGGCCUUUCUUAAAGAUUAUAUAACGCCAGGUUCUGUUCCUGGCGUUGGUGCAAACCUUAAUAAAUGCGACUACAAUCAACCUCCACCCCCUGGUAAGGUCUGUGACGUCGAUGUUAAGAACUGGCAACCUUGUACGAAGGAGAACAAAUAUAAUUAUCACAGAAAUGCUCCAUGCAUUUUUCUCAAGCUUAACAAGAUAUAUGGCUGGAAACCAGAGUUCUACAACGAUACAGAAUCGUUACCAGAAAAAAUGCCUCUCGAUCUCAAGGAGCAUAUUGCCUUUGUAAAGACAAACAAUUCUUUGCAUCUUAACACAGUGUGGGUGUCUUGCGAAGGAGAGAAUCCCGCCGAUCAAGAAAACAUAGGACCAAUUGAUUAUAUACCGCGGAGGGGUUUCCCUGGUUAUUUCUAUCCAUUCCAAAACUCUGAGGGAUAUCUCAGCCCCCUGGUCGCCAUUCAUUUCGUACGUCCUCGCACUGGAAUUUUAAUAAACGUAGAGUGCAAGGCGUGGGCGAAAAACAUAAAACACAGCCGCCACGACGAAAUGGGCGCAGUCCAUUUGGAGUUGAUGAUAGAUUAACAGGGUCUACAUAUUUUUUCUGGCCUAUCCCUUGUUAGCGUACAGAGGCUAAACGCGAAUCUCAUAUUUUCUGACUCUUCGACAUACCUGUAUGCUUCUGAAUAAAGUCGCGAAGCCGUCAGAAACCGAUGACCGCUGGCAAAGUGGAUAAAAUUUUUGUCAAGUACAAAAGUAAAAGAAUUUUUUUUUUUAUGUUCGUAUUACCAGAAGUCCGUUCUACAGAAGUUCCUUGCGUGGCGAGACAAAUUUUAGGUCUUGUACGAUCCGUAUACAGUGUUCAACUUCUUAUACGAUUUCUUAUCCGGUUGAAGUUUAUAAACAAAAUGUACCAUUUAAGUAGUUCUUAAUCGAUAUAACAUACUAUAGGAACCGAACGUUUGGAAAAAGCUUGUAGAAAGGAUAUAUAUGUUUACAGUGUGUUAAUACGAACAUAUUUUAACGAUAAAUAUAAUCGUGUUAUAUUUGAAAAUGAUAUUUUCAUGAUAAAUUGUAAUAAUAAAAGUGAGUAUAUUCCUUCUACUCUUAUAAUUAAUCGACACGAAUGAUAGUUUAUUCUAGUUCGAUCCGUAAAUCAUCGUAGAUCCCUAUGUGAAAAUAUCAAAAUCUUUUACUUAAAAUGUAUUAAUUUUAUCCAAAAAAUAGGAAUAAUUAUUGAAAGUCGAAUCUUAUCAAAGAUCUGAUUUUAACAUUUAAGGAGUUAAUAAUAGUUCUUCGUCUUAACAAAUAUUUAACCAUAUCUUGUGAAAAAUAGAGAUCAUCGAAACAUUGAAAAAAAAAAAGAAACAAAGCAAACGCUUAGAGAACUAUUUAAACUAGUAAUUACUGUAAUUUUCGAAUCUUGUUUUAUUGUGAAAAUGUGUAAAUUAAUGGCCGAUACGAAUAGAUCUCUUAAACGUGACAAAGAUAAUAUAUAUAUUUUGCUUCUGAAGUAUGUAAAUGUAUCGUAUGUGUACACAUAUAUUUUUAUAGAUAAGAUUUUCUUCUAUUGAAUCACAGAUUGUUGUCAUCUAUUUCUACUACAUUUAAUUGUGAAAUAUUAAAUGCCUAUUGAAAACGA